Molecule: messenger RNA, 1194 nt
Organism: Endocarpon pusillum Z07020
Lineage: Eukaryota; Fungi; Ascomycota; Eurotiomycetes; Verrucariales; Verrucariaceae
Exons: 6
Coding region: 1-1194 (397 amino acids)
Biological process (GO): mRNA splicing, via spliceosome
Cellular component (GO): U2 snRNP; U2-type spliceosomal complex
Molecular function (GO): RNA binding
Source: RefSeq, a predicted model, not a curated record
AUGGAUGACCCCCCAGGUGUCCCCGAAACAACUCAAUCAGGCUUCCCUCAAUCUCCCUCCCAGUUCGACAGCGACCCACGAAUCUCUUUCUCCAAGCUCGAAGACAAAUGGAUCCUAGAAACAGAAGAGGGACCAGAAUACGAGUACAUCAAUGGACUGAAGAGAUGGGUACCAGUGCUGGACCAGUCGUUACUGGAAGAGCAGAGUAAAGCCUACAAAGUUGAAGGUGUAGAUGAGGAUGCGCCGGCUGCCGCUGCUGCGCCGAAGAAGAGAAAGAAACAGCACGUCAAUGGUGAGGAGGACCAACCAAUCCAGAAGCCCAAGAAAGCCCGCAUAAACACCGCCGUCUACGUAACCUCGCUGCCUUCCGACUCCACCCUCGAAGAGAUCAACUCCGUCUUCUCCAAGUGCGGCGUCAUCGCCGAGGAGAUCGAUCGCGGCCAGCCGCGGAUCAAGAUGUACGAGAACGACCAGGGAGGAUUCAAAGGCGAUGCGUUAAUCGUAUAUUUUCGACCCGAAUCCGUCAAUCUCGCCAUCCAGAUGCUGGACGAUACAAGUUUGAGGUUCGGCGAUGCGGAAAGGAUGAAGGUGCAGGCGGCGGAUUUUUCGUACAAGAGUCAGCAGGAUGCGCCGGUUAAAUCAAGCAAGAGGGAUCAGAAGAAGGUUAUAAGGAAGACGCAGAAGUUGAAUCACAAGCUUGCCGAUUGGAGUGAUGAUGACAUCUCUUCACUUCAGGACACGAGUUCGAGGUGGGACAAAGUCGUGAUUUUGAAGCAUAUGUUCACAUUGCAGGAGCUCGAGGAAGAUCCCGCUGCGAUACUCGAAAUCAAAGAAGACAUCCGAGACGAAUGUUCCAAACUCGGCGAAGUCACCAAUGUCGUUCUCUUUGACAGGGAACCGGACGGCGUGGCAAGCGUGCGCUUUGCUAACGCUGAGGCCGCCAAAGCAUGUGUUAGGUUGAUGGACGGGCGCUGGUUCGACGAAAGGCAGCUGAAAGCCUAUAUUGCGGAUGGAAGCGAGAAAUUCAAGAAGAGCAACGAGAAGAAGGGUGGCGACGUGGAGGAUGAGGAUGGAGAGAAUAGCGACGGAGGAGACGGUGUUGGAGGCGAGGGCGACAGGUUAGACAAGUUCGGGAAAUGGUUGGAAGAGGAGAAGAACACCAACAGCAAGAGAGAUGAUCAGCAGGACAACUAA